AAUAUAUUUGUUAAUGCUAAAUUGCGAUGGACAUAUGUAAGAUACAAACGGAAGCACUGCAGCAUGCGGCUUUAGCUUCGUUAGCUUGCACUGGACGCACACUGGGACCGGACCGAAAGCCGCAACAGACAGACGCGCCUGCGAAAGAAGCUGCGAGAGCAGGCGUACCAAAGCCGGCUGUAAAUAAGAAUAAGAAGAGCACGCAAGAAGAAGUAACACCCCUAGACAAUUGCAUACUGCCAGAUGCAAACACAAUUAGAGCAAGCAUGGUAAAACGUGAGGUGGAACAAGAGUGCAAGCGUAGUGUGCGGCAGCAGCUAAAAGAAUUGCAGGAGCGCCAAAGAAAUGCCAUCAAUGCACAGCUGGCAAAUCAGCUCAAGGCAGAACAACAGACUGGAAUUGUAAACGGUCGAGCGGCGCGUGAAAAGAAUGAGAAGCUAUUACACCAACAGGCCGAGCAGCUGGCCAAGACGGCACUGGAGGCACAACAAUGCGAACAGCAAGCGCUCAUCAAACAAAAUAACCAUAAGCUGUAUAUGCUUAUUGUCGAGGGUGUUUCACGUUGCCAAAGUAGAUUUAGUAGCAAAUAUGAAGCUGUGACAAGACUGCUGCUGACGCUGGACAAAGAAACUGUGCAGGCGUGUGCUGAACAAAAUCACGAGCUACGUGAGGUGGGACAGCUAUUCGAUCAGCUUGUGGCCAGCAUUAAAAAUCCCAAUAGCGAUGCUGCGGAACUAAAAACUAUCUUUACAGCAGAGCAGUACUGCCAGCGCCUGGACAAGCUCGAAAUAAAUCUCAUAAAGCAGCUGUCGGAGCAAGAGCAGGCACAGCUUAGCAAAGCCAAGCAGCUUGCUGAGGAACAAGCCAGGGAAAAGCAGAAACAACUAGAAGCUGAACAGCAGCAAAAACAACAAGAGCUUGAGGCACAACAAAAAGCUGCAGCAGAGGCUGCAGCUGCAGCAGCACAGCCGCCACCACCAGCGGCACAGCCAGCGCCAGCAGCACAGCCACCACCACCAGCAGAACAGCAGAUAGCGCCACCAGCAGCUAACGCAGCCACACAGCCAGCUACAGGCAGCAUCUCUAGCAGCUAUGUGCACCCUGUGCGCCUGGCCUACUACAAUGAGAUCAAUGCCUUGUAUCAGAGCAAAGUGGAUGCAGUCAAACCGCUGCAGUCAGACGAAGCAUGGAAAAAGUACCGCACCAAUUGCCAGCGUACCAUCAAUGUACCCUUGAAUGCAAUAACGGCCGCCAGCGGACAACACUUGACCAACAACUUUAACAAGUUGUACACCUUUUUUGCGGGUCAGCCUGUGAAGACAACAGAUGGCAGCACUAUAACCAUCAAUGACCAUCCGCUGGCGCGCGACUACUGCAUAUUGCUAAUGGCCAAGAAGUUUGUUAGCCAAACGGAUACGGCUAUUUCGAGUAAUCCGCAGGCAGCAUUUCCCUUUGCCUCAGUAAUUGUGACGUUCUGGAAGCUGCUGCCGGACUUUGGCAAAAUCUUUUUGGCCUACAUGUACAAGGAGUCGCCUUAUUUAGUGCCAUAUGUUAUACCACAGCAGCAGGGACAGACGCCUGAGCAGUAUCUAAAGACAAUGGGCUAUCGCUUGUCAGACACCAAUGAGCUGGAGAAACCGGAUAUGUUCCUGAAGCGCCAGACGGGCAUAGCAAGACUCUAUGCGGCAGUUAUCAUAACACAAGGACGUCAAGCUGAUGGGCCUAAGCAAUGCUUUGGCCUGGAGGAGGCAUGGAGUUGGCUGGUGCACAUAAUGCUAGUAAAGCCGCUGCCGGAUAUAAGCGCCACAAUGAUCAUGGAAGUGCUGCAGACGCUGGGCUUUGAGCUCUGGCGUACAUAUGGCAAAAACUUUUUGAAGCUGCUCGUAUUCAUACAGACAUACUAUAUGCCACAGUUGUCAGCUUAUGAUGAGGGCGGACCAAAGUCACGGCUGGAGAUGCUGCUAGCAAAAUUUCUGCGCGAGCGUCAAAUACCACAGGCGGUGGGCGUGCUGCCGCCAAACUUUUGGUAGCACAUAUGCUGCGACUCUUAUUU
This is a messenger RNA of Drosophila busckii, 2053 nucleotides long. It is a transcript of the gene Gle1, whose product is annotated as nucleoporin Gle1. Gene Ontology annotation, biological process: regulation of translational initiation; regulation of translational termination; poly(A)+ mRNA export from nucleus. Gene Ontology annotation, cellular component: nuclear pore cytoplasmic filaments; nuclear pore; cytoplasm. Lineage: Eukaryota; Metazoa; Arthropoda; Insecta; Diptera; Drosophilidae. Bases 27 to 2030 code for a protein of 667 amino acids. The transcript has a single exon. Gene Ontology annotation, molecular function: inositol hexakisphosphate binding; translation initiation factor binding; phospholipid binding. The record is from RefSeq and is a predicted model, not a curated record.